CUCAGACCCAUGUGCAUUAUACAAAGGUUAAAAGGAAACGCAGUAUCUCAGUUGUUGUUGCUAAACUGAACACGCGACAAUGUUUUUAAUAUUCGCAGCGGUUGUUUUGCUACUGCUAAUUUUUUUGAUUAGGUACAAUUUGGGUUACUGGGAAAGGAAAGGCGUUCCUGGACCGAAACCAUGGCCCAUUAUCGGAAACAUCGGAUCGCAUUUGAUUGGAAAAAUGACUAUGGGCGAGGCGAUUGGAGAAAUUUACAGAAAAUUCGAAGGCUAUCCAUUUGCAGGCCUAUUCAGAGCAACCAAACCAGUUCUCCUAAUAAGAGAUCCUGAUAUGCUCCAUCGUGUAUUAGUAAAAGAUUUCAAAUCAUUCGCUCAAAACGAAUUCGUGAUCAAUAAAGAAACUGACCCUAUAUUCGGAAGAAACCCGUUUAUUUUAAGAGGCCAGGAAUGGAAAGAGACUAGGACGAUGCUUACACCUGGAAUGACUAGUGGAAAAAUGAAGAACAUGUAUCCAAUUUUGAGAGAAAUCAGCAAAAAUAUGGUUAAAUAUAUCGAAAACCAUCCUACUGCUACUACAGAUGGUAUUGAAACCAGGGCCCUAACCAAAAGAUUGACUUUGGACAAUGUUGCCAAAGCAGCUUUUGGAAUUGACGGUAAAGCUUUCGAAAGAUACGACGACAUAUCCGAGUUCAACAAACUAGCCGAUGAAUUUUUAACUCCGGGAACUUGGACUUCUUAUAUAUUCUACUUGGCGACAGUGUUUCCAGCUAUACUCAGAUGCCGCUUUGUCAAAUUCGUGCGACCAGAGGUAGAACAACAACUAAUUGAAAUAGUAAGCGACGUUGUCAGUUAUCGAAGAAAAAACAACAUCCAAGCCAAUGAUUAUCUUCAGUUCCUUAUGGAGCUGGCAAAAGACCGCAAUUUAGCUGAUAUUGAAAUCACUAGUCACGCUGCUACUUUAUUUAUUGACGGCUACGAAACUUCAUCUGCAGUUCUAACCUUUUUGCUUCUCAGUCUUGCACAAAAUCCGGAAUAUCAAGAAAAAAUCAGAAAUGAUAUUAGGAAAUAUGAAAAAGAAAAUGAUGGAGAACUAACGUAUGAAGCUGUUCACGAAAUGCCUUGGUUAAAUGCUUGUCUUUAUGAAUCGUUAAGGUAUAGACCAGCCGCAGACUUUACUGUAAAAGAAUGUACCGAACCGUUCGAAUAUACUCCAACCAAUCCAGAUUUUAAAACGAUUACAGUAAAACUUAACCCUGGAGAUGUUGUGCUAACUCCAAUGGCGUAUUUUUCCAAGGACGCGAGAUAUUUUGAAAAUCCUGAAAAGUUCAUGCCAGAGCGGAUGAUGUCGAAGGAAUCGAUGGAUAAAUCGAUCUUUUUCCCUUUCAGUGAUGGGCCUAGAGGAUGUAUAGGUCAGCGAUUGGGCAGAAUGAUGAUAAAACUUGCAACGACUUACAUUUUGAAGAACUUUGAAUUAUCCGUCAGUCCUAAAUUGCAGCAACCGAUCACCUACCUGCCCUAUAAUUUCAUGAACGAAAUCAGAGGAGGAGCUUGGAUAAGAUACAAAAAAAUCAGCGACUAAAACAUACGAAUUAUGCAUUUAUUGUAAAAUUAAAUCAGAUUAGAUAAAACCAACCUACUAGACCCAUAGGACGAGCCAGACAAUGAUCCAUUGUGACGAUCCUGCAGUGGAUAUAUAUCAAUCUCAUUGAAGCCUAUAGUUGUCUAGUAGCCUGGUAAUAUGUUAUUACCUAUUAGUCUUCGUUUUCAAAGAUUGUGAAAAAUAAAACGUAUUUUCGGGGAUAAUACCACGAGAGCUUCAAAAUUACCGAUAAUUUUUCACGAUUGCGUGUUUUCUAUAAUUUCACGAGUCCGUAGGACGAGUGAAAUUUAAAGAGAAAACACGCAUGAGUGAAAAAUUAUCUGGUUCAUUUUAAAGCUCAAGUGGUAUUUAGAGGAUUAUUUCACGUAUGAGAAUGCAAAAAAUAUGGAAAUAAAUAUGUAUUAAACGAUUUGAACAUCUUAACAAUCAAUACAAAUAAAUGGUUGCUAUCAGGAACCGUUUGUUUGUAUCAAAAAUUAGCAUGACAACCAUGUAUACAAUAACAUGGGAGAAUUAUCGCUGUAAUUCUCUCUAGUUAAACAAAUGGAAAAGAGAAUUUUCGCUGUAAUUCUGAAAAUCGUCACCUGUCUUAUGGGAUUUCUAACACAUGAGUGGAAUAAUCAAUAAAAAAAUUAUUGAUUAUUAGUAUAUCAAUGUGAAUUUUUUUGUAUUUAUGUUUUUUCUAAGUGCAUUGUCAACUACUUAAGUAAAUAACUGUACAAAUUAUAUUUUUCGUUCAGUAAAUCUUGUUUUAAAUAACUAUUUAUUUUUUUAAAAACUAAGAAGUUAUAACAAAAAAUACUAGACUCUAAUUGCUGCGGCGGAAAGCCGAUAACAAGAGAAUCUUGAUUCUAAAUUGCUAUUGUCUAGCUAUAAUACAAAUGAAUGCCUGAGAAGCUUUGCGAGCCGUAUUUAUAAUAAAAUACUGCUGACAGUUGUAAUCGUGUAGGCGAAACCUUGAUACGAUGGUACUAUUCCAGUGCAGUACCGCUUUAGUCAGCAUCUUUAUAUUAUUGUGAGCUUUUACAGAGGCGUACACUUAUAUUUAACAUUGAAAAGGAGUAUAUUAUGUAUAUAAUAAUAACAUAGGAAUUUAUAUUAUAACUUACAUCAAUUUUAUCAAAGUGUGUCGACGCGUCAGCUCAGCAUUAAUUUGGUAUAAAUACCGCGCCGAGAUCCAUUACCGGCAGACUAAGGCUGGUGCAAAGUACCUCAAUUGGGAAAAGCCCUUCUAGGUAAGUCUCCUCCCAGUGGAAACUACCUUUAUUGGGAAACGCCCUUCCUGGAAUAUUGAACGUAGCAGACGAGGUCCAGUGCAAAUUACCUUUAUUGGGAAACAUCCUUCUGGACCUCUUCACGCCAAGUGUUCAUAAUACAGAGUGGCCUAAUAGUACUAGCGGUUAGUCCAAACCAUUUGGCAAAUUUGUCUAAAAGCAUGAAAUUUGGCAGAUAUGUAUUUUAGGCUAUUCUAAGAGAUUUGACCCGGAGGGCCAGCUCAAUUUUUGACUGUGACUCAAAAUGGCGCCUUUUUUUUCAAAAUGGCGGAUCAUAAUUUGGUAUUUCUCAUUUUUGUUAACAAAUUUCAGCGUUCGAUAUGUCGUUUUCGACUAAUUUUGAGUCGUAGAGUUCAUAAAAAAUUAAUUUUUCUCCAUUACGAUCAAAAUGGCGCCUUUUUUCAAAAUGGCGGACUAUAAAUUGGUAAUUAUUAUUUGUCAACAAAUUUUAGUGUUCAAGAUGUCUUUUUCAACUAAGUGUUUUCGUCAACAUGACGGCCAUUUUUCAAAAUGGCGUACCAUAAAUAGAUAAAUUAUGUUUUUAAAAGCUCUUAUUAGCGUUUAAUAUGUCGGU
Messenger RNA from Ceutorhynchus assimilis (cabbage seed weevil), 3448 nucleotides. Lineage: Eukaryota; Metazoa; Arthropoda; Insecta; Coleoptera; Curculionidae. The record is from the annotation of a GenBank genome assembly.